Molecule: messenger RNA, 807 nt
Organism: Bemisia tabaci
Lineage: Eukaryota; Metazoa; Arthropoda; Insecta; Hemiptera; Aleyrodidae
Source: RefSeq, a predicted model, not a curated record
UUGGAUUCGUGCGAGAUCCCGCUAACGGUGUUGGAGCAUCUGGAAGACGCCAACUCGAACUGCGACGUGCUGCAAGAGCCCGGCUUCAUAGAGCAAUUCAGCAAGCACGUGGAGGACCACCUCCAGUCGACAGACCUGGUGGACCCGUUUACGGAGUUCAUGACCCCGGCCAUCAGCCGCGGCGAGACGAAGAACUACAUCAACCUCUCCAACUCCUGCUCGAAAGCCAAAGGGAGAGCCGCCGUGCCGGUGCCGAGCCAGAACCACAACCACAACGGGACCCAGAACCACAACGAGAACCACAACCACUUGAAUGGCUACGCGGUGCCCUCGGCGGGAGCCACAGGGGCGACGCCGACCCCGACUCCAGCCGACUCUUACUACUUACCUACCUCACUGAACAUCCCUCUGGCGGCGACAGCCACUGGAGCCACCGCCCCGACGAGCGGCUCCGACGGCGAAGAGUGCAACUCGGCCGACACGUGGGCCUUCUCCUCGGCCACGAACAAAGUCUCUUCCUCGCCCUCCUCGUGGUGCUCCACCCUCUCGACCUCCCCCUCGCGUCACUCGGCCGCCUACCCCUCCCCCUCGUGGGGCUCCACCGCCGACCCCUCCCCCUCCCCCUGCGAGCCCGUCUCCUCGCCGCCCCUCAACAUCUUCUCCUCCUUCACCACCUCCACCUCCUCCUACAUCGAGAACCCCUCCAUCCUCAACUCCCCCCACUCCUCCUCCUCUAGUCCGCCCACGUCCAUCCUCUCGCCCCGCCCCCGCUCGGCCAUCCUCCCCCCGCAGAUGAACGGCGACUAC